AUGGAUGUUCAGGAAUCUAAAAGGUUAAGUCGAUAUAGCAAUGAGCAAAAAAUACUCGUGGUCGGAGAAGGAGAGUUUUCAUUUUCUUUGUCUUUAGCAAAAGCCUUGGGUUCUGCCACCAACAUCACUGCAAUAUCGCUUGAUAUUCGAGAGGAUCUAGGGCGUAAUUACAACAAUGGAAAAGGGAACGUGGAAGAGUUGGAGAGACUUGGUUGCACUGUGGUCCGUGGUGUUAAUGUACACUCCAUGAAAUCAGACGAUCGCUUAGCUCAUUACGACAUAAUCAUCUUUAAUUUUCCUCAUGCAGGGAAACGCAAUAAGGUAUUUGGAGGAUUUAUGGAGAGUGCAAGAGAGAUGAUGAAAGACGAAGAUGGAGAGAUUCAUAUCACUCUAAACACACUAAACCCAUUUAACAAGUGGGAUUUAAAGGCUCUAGCUGAAGAAAGUGGUUUGCGUUUAAUCCAGAGAAUGCAAUUCAUUAAAUGGGCAUUCCCAAGUUCCUCCAACAAAAGAGAAAGUGGAAGUAAUUGUGAUUUUAUAUAUCCUAUCGGAUCAGCUAUCACUUACAUGUUUAAGAAAUAG
This is a messenger RNA of Arabidopsis thaliana (thale cress), 582 nucleotides long. Its product is annotated as ATP-binding protein (DUF2431). Gene Ontology annotation, biological process: rRNA base methylation. Gene Ontology annotation, molecular function: rRNA (uridine-N3-)-methyltransferase activity. The transcript has 3 exons. The record is from RefSeq and is marked reviewed. Bases 1 to 582 code for a protein of 193 amino acids. NCBI's taxonomy places the organism in Eukaryota, Viridiplantae, Streptophyta, Magnoliopsida, Brassicales, Brassicaceae.